Molecule: messenger RNA, 5868 nt
Organism: Oryctolagus cuniculus (rabbit)
Lineage: Eukaryota; Metazoa; Chordata; Mammalia; Lagomorpha; Leporidae
Source: RefSeq, a predicted model, not a curated record
CAAUCACGUGCUUCACAGGUGAAGGUGGCAGCGGCGGGAGCGCCCUCCCCCUGCGGGCUGACGGGUUCAUCCCGAGCGCGUUCUGGCCGCGUCCUUCUCCUGCAUCCGAGAGCGCUCCCGGGCCAAGUCCGGCCUAGCCGGCAGCAGGUGUGCCCAGGUAGCGCGGCGACGUGGCCAUCCGCGUGCUCUCCCGGCCGGGCGCCCAGCGCAGUGGCUUAGGUGAAGAUCCGGCAAGUCCGGAGCCUGUUGGCGCCGCGCCCCGCCGCAGGCUCCCCCGGCCCGGCCGAGGCCGCGCCUCCUCCCGGAACUGGCCGGCGGGGCCAGGCGGACAGAGCGGCGGCGGCGCGCGGGGGCCAUGGAGGUGCUGCCCGCGGGCGGGGGCCGGACGGCGCGCGCGGAGCUCGAGUUGCACGGCGGCGACUGCGGCGAAGCGGGGCUGGAAGAGGCAGAGCGGGGAUCUGUCCCCGGAGUGGCCGAAGCUCCACCUCGACAGGGGGCGGCCGAGCGGCUAAGGGGCUCCCGCGACUCGUGGGAGGGCGAGGAGGAGCCGGAGAUCGGGGGCCGCACGAGCCGCACGGCGUCCCUGGUGAGCGGGCUGCUCACCGAACUCUACAGCUGCACGGAAGAGGAGGAGGCGGCGGGCUCGGGCCCGGGGCCCUGGGCCCGGCGGCCGCGUCGCGACAGCCUCGACAGCUCCACCGAGGCCUCGGGCUCCGACGUGUUCUUGGGCUGCCGCGGGGCCGCCUGUGACUCCCGCGUGCUGCAGGAGCUGCAGGAGCGGCCGAGCCAGCAGCACCAGAGGCGGUACCUGCAGCAGAAAGACACCAGUGAGCUGAGGAUUAUCCUUCAAGAGCUCACGCUCAGAGUCGGUGUACAGUCAGCGAAGUUACUUCGGCAGCUGAAGCAGAGAGACAGGCUUCUGCACAAAGUACAGAGGAACUGUGAUAUUGUGACUGCUUGCUUGCAGGCCGUGUCGCAGAAGAGAAGGGUUGAUACAAAAUUGAAAUUUACCCUUGAGCCAUCUUUAGGUCAAAAUGGUUUUCAGCAGUGGUAUGAUGCUCUCAAGGCAGUUGCCAGGCUAUCGACUGGAAUACCCAAGGAAUGGAGGAGAAAGGUUUGGCUGACCUUGGCGGAUCAUUAUUUGCACAGUAUAGCCAUUGACUGGGACAAAACCAUGCGUUUCACUUUCAAUGAGAGGAGUAAUCCUGAUGAUGACUCGAUGGGAAUUCAGAUAGUCAAGGAUCUUCACCGCACAGGCUGUAGUUCUUACUGUGGCCAGGAGGCGGAGCAGGACAGGGUUGUACUGAAGCGGGUGCUGCUGGCCUAUGCCCGGUGGAACAAAAAUGUUGGGUACUGCCAAGGCUUUAACAUCCUGGCUGCGCUGAUUCUGGAGGUGAUGGAAGGCAACGAAGGUGAUGCACUGAAAAUCAUGAUUUACCUUAUUGAUAAGGUACUUCCUGAAAGCUAUUUUGUCAAUAAUCUCCGGGCAUUGUCUGUGGAUAUGGCUGUCUUCAGAGAUCUCUUGAGAUUGAAGCUCCCAGAAUUAUCUCAGCACCUGGAUAUGCUUCAGAGAACUGCAAACAAAGAAAGUGGAGGUGGAUAUGAGCCCCCACUUACGAAUGUUUUCACGAUGCAGUGGUUUCUGACUCUCUUUGCCACGUGCCUACCUAACCACACAGUGUUAAAGAUUUGGGAUUCAGUCUUCUUCGAAGGGUCAGAAAUCAUCCUAAGGGUGUCGCUGGCUAUUUGGGCAAAAUUGGGAGAGCAGAUAGAAUGCUGUGAAACAGCAGACGAGUUCUACAGCACCAUGGGGCGCCUGACUCAGGAGAUGCUGGAGAAUGAUCUUCUGCAAAGCCAUGAACUCAUGCAGACUGUUUAUUCUAUGGCUCCGUUCCCUUUUCCACAACUCGCUGAGUUGAGGGAAAAAUACACCUACAAUAUCACACCAUUCCCAGCCACGGUCAAACCCACCUCAGUUUCUGGACGGCAUGGGAAGGUCAGAGACAGUGACGAGGAGAAUGACCCAGAUGAUGAAGAUGCCGUUGUUAACGCAGUGGGAUGUCUUGGACCUUUCAGUGGGCUGCUUGUCCCUGAACUACAGAAGUUCCAAAAGCAGAUGAAAGAGCCGAAUGAGGAGCAGAGUCUGAAAUCGAAUAACAUUGCAGAGCUGAGUCCGGGAGCAAUCAAUUCCUGUCGCAGUGAAUACCAUGCAGCUUUUAACAGUAUGAUGAUGGAACGCAUGACCACAGACAUCAAUGCGCUGAAGCGGCAAUAUUCUCGAAUUAAAAAGAAGCAGCAACAGCAGGUUCACCAGGUGUACAUCAAAGCAGGCCCUAAAGAAGAAAAAGACCAUGGGUUCUUUUUAGGUCCCAAGGAUCAGGCAAUCAAUGACAAAGGGCCAGUGACCAGCAUUCUCCCAUCUCAGGUAAACAGUUCUCCAGUUAUAAACCACCUCCUUUUAGGAAAAAAGAUGAAAAUGACCAACAGGGCUGCCAAAAAUGCCGUCAUCCACAUUCCUGGUCACACAGGAGGCAAAAUAUCUCCCGUCCCCUACGAAGACCUUAAGACGAAGCUCAACUCUCCGUGGCGGACGCACAUCCGAGUCCACAAAAAGAGCGUGCCCAGGACCAAGAGUCACCCUGGCUGCGGGGACACCAUAGGGCUGAUCGAGGAGCAGGCCGAGGGCUGUAAGCCCAGCAGCGGGGGAGCAGCUGAGGAACUUCCCGCCAGCUGCGCCACAGCAGCUGGGCGAGCAGGCGGCAGCUCUGAGGGCGGCUCGCGGAGGACGAUCGAAGGGCAUUCUCCGGAGCCAGUGUUUGGGGACGCUGCCGAGGUGGGUGUGUCUGCAGUGCAGGUGAAGUUGGAAGCCUUGGACCUGGACGCAAGUGAUGCUGCGGCGGAUGCUGAGCCCCGGGUGCCCCUGCCCCGCCAGCGGCAGUACCCGGAACCGCCUGAUGCCCCUGGAGAGAACAAAGCCACCAGCAAACCCCUUCAAGGUAGCAACUCGAAGACCCCCAUCUUUAGCCCUUUUCCCAGUGUCAAGCCGCUGCGGAAAUCAGCCACGGCCAGGAAUUUGGGAUUAUACGGUCCCACAGAAAGAACCCCAACCGUGCACUUCCCUCAGAUGAGCAGGAGCUUCAGCAGGCCUGGCGGUGGCACCAGCGGCUCUAAGAAACGGUGAUGUCUCCCAGAGGUUCUGCGUGGGACUCCCCUGGGCCUGCUGGUGGAAGGGGUUCCAGCUGAAUGGCUCCGGGAGGGUUCUGUUUGUCCACUAGAACUGCAGGUUUUAUCAAGGGAGCUAACAUAGGGGUGUUUCUCCAACCACUGGAUGACUGAUGGCAGAGUAGAUGCUGUGGUUAUAAAGGAUGACAUCUCUCCAGUUUUUCAUUGUGAACUUUCUAGAGCAGACUCUAUGUCUAGACUGUUAGCCCUGGUUCCGCCCUCCUGCGCUGAGGGCUUUUCGGGGUCCUUGUGACAACACCCCCAAACCUGCCAGUUCCCUGGGUGUUACUAAUACGUAAGCAUGCACACACCAGCUUCUAGAACAGAAACUAUAAAAAGAAACUGAGUUUCUUAGUUGCAAAAAAGAAAAAAAAAAGUUCUAAUUUUUCUCUUCAUGCUCUGUCAGGGGGUUGUUUGUGUGUUUUGACUUUUCCCUCAGUAGCAAUCUCAAAAUUAUUUUUUAUUCUUAUGCUAAAGCAUAGGAGGAAGAGCUCAAUAGCCCUUUUUUCACUUUCUACCUGUGAAAUGAAGACAACCUUUAAUCUGUUGAAAUUUAGGUUGAUUACCAAUUUAAAGAUCUUACUCAGACAACACAAACGGGAUCUGCAUUAAGCAGUUGCUCCGAACCGCUUGCUAAUUCACUAGGCUUUGUCCCGGGUUCGUUUUCUCCUCCCGAGGAGAGCUUUGGUCUUCACCUGAUGGGCUCAGCAAGGAGCUUGUGCAUCCUCAACCAUGCAGCUAACUAACCCACCAGCUCUGCACAGCCCCCACUCCAGGCCUCUGCUCAGAAGCCAGAACACAGCACCUGCGACUCUGUUACUUGAAUUUUGUGCUUUUUUGAUUGGGGUACUUCGUGGAGUACUUUGUUACUUGAACACUGCCUUUUUCUAGAGAAGGCCCCAGUGCUUUCUAGCUCUCUCUCACCCUGUCCACUCCUGCCCUGGUCCCAGCAGGUCAGAGAAAGCACCUCUUGUCUCCACUAUGCAGUUGGGAACUCUGAGCCACACAGAGGUGAAACAGCACUUCAGUUACUCAUGGUAAAUACUUCUGGUAUUCCACGUGACUUAGACACAUUUUCUCUAGUACCAUAGGCGAGCUCAACAUUCUUUGUGCACAGAUGCCCUGGCUACAGACAGGGUACAAACCAAGCCUGGGAAGCCGCUCACUACGCCCCCUCCUGACUCAAAUGACCUUUCUCCAAAUGGCACAGAGCCCUGUGACAAUGAUCCACAAGCCAGCUCUGCCCGCCUUAUCCUGAAAGAGUAGCUUCUUCUAAAAAUGCUGCAUGCACCUGCCAUUUGGCUGAAUGAAAAGCUCACUCAUCAAUCUCCUCCUGCCCACCACCAUCGGAAGAGUGGACUCAGCAUCUCUGUCUUUGUCCCUGGAAGACUGCAGCGGUGCUGUCAGGAAUAGUGUUGAUACAAUCACUAUUAACUUGAGAUCACUGGAUGCCAAUUCUGAAGCCAAAGCUGCUGUUUUAGCGAGGGCUUUUGCUGUGAGAGGCACUCAUUUUUAUAAUCAAAUAGAGGCUGUGGUUGUGUGGGCUUUUUUGAACAGCAAACACAAGGAUGACACCCACAGCGAGUAAAGCUAUUUUAUCCCCUUCAUGGUAUUUUUACCAACCCUAAGAAACCGAAGAUGGAAAAUAUGACUAAGAAGUCACAGCAGUUUCAGUCUGGAGUUCUGUGCCAUGUGAAGUUAGCAUAGAGCUUCUUAAAAUCCGCCACGCCACAGCCUGUUUCUUGGGAAAGGUGUAGGUGGAGAGCUGAGCUCACUUUGGGUACCACCCGCAGGAGACGAGACCCACUGCAUUUUCCAAAUUUAGGUAAAUGACAUGAUUUCUUUACACCUACUGAACUUGACAGAAGAAUAUUUCCACCUCACAGUUUCUUCUUCUCCCCCAUCCCCAGUGAAUCAGAGUGGUCAGCUCCCCUGAGGGAUGUCUGAUUGAAUGGAACAUUGUUCCUUCCUCUCUCAAGUCAGCUUACUAGCUCACCUAGGGUCUGGGCUUGGGGUGGGCAGCGAGGUGGAGCCGUCUGGCAGCUGUCUCCGUGUUGGCAGCACAUGCUGUGCACUGCAGGCAUCUCCUCACCUGUUCCCUGGACUUGAGAAGGGAACUGCCAAGAUGGCCCGUGGUUUGGGAAAAGUAUUUGUUGAUUGAAUGAAUAGUGUUCACUUGAAAGAUCAAAUCACCUUGUCACGUUUUUAAAAACCCAGCAGAUUCCUGUGAAAAGCACUCUCUACCAAUUAUGUGCAUGCAUUGUACCAAAUAUUCACAAUGUGAAUUGGUCAACUUAUGAGCCUUGCCUACUUUAGAAAACAAAUCUGCAGUAGCCUCUACCAUACAGCAUGUACAAAGACCACUAUGGACUUGCUCUCUUCCCUAUGUCUUGGACACUGUAUGCAAACACCAGAAGUACUUAACAAAUAGCCGUUCAUUGUAAAUGCGCGGGUACCCUCCGAGCACUUUGGUUGGGAGGGGACUGCACCUCAGUCCUCUCACAAAAGCCUCCAGAUCUCCCCCUGGUUUGUAAUGUCCACUUCCAGGCUGUAACUGUUUGGAACACUGUAUUCCAUUUUUGUCUCGCUGUUGUUCUGAAGAAUUGUUCUGAUCACACAGAUAUAUGCAUAAAAAUUCUCACUGAA